Molecule: messenger RNA, 2340 nt
Organism: Endocarpon pusillum Z07020
Lineage: Eukaryota; Fungi; Ascomycota; Eurotiomycetes; Verrucariales; Verrucariaceae
Exons: 2
Coding region: 1-2340 (779 amino acids)
Biological process (GO): rRNA processing
Cellular component (GO): Mpp10 complex; nucleus; small-subunit processome
Source: RefSeq, a predicted model, not a curated record
AUGACUGCUACCAUCGCCCCCAUCACCAAUGGUGAUACAUACUUCGAUCCCCAUCAAGACAUUCUUGCGGCCCUAUCCACAUCUCCGCAUAAUUUCCUUCAGCCUACCUCUGCCCUACAUGCGGCAGCCAUCAUUGCAGCCAAAAGAUUCUUAGACCCUCUUGCCUCUUCUGUGAGCGAGGCUCAAGAAUUACGAAAACGAGGAAACAGAAAGAAGCGUAAGAGGUCGGACUACGAAGCGAACAGUGUGGGCAAAGUCUUGCAACUACGAGAAGUCUACACCGAUGGUUUUGGGAUUGGUCAGAUAUGGGAGCAGGCCAAGAGAAUACUGGAUGCAGCUCGAGACGAGGUACAAAGAGACUUGAAGAACAUUCAGACCUCUCAAGACACCACAGAUGGCGUCAUUGGAAAGCCACAGCAGGGGAACGGUGGUACGGAGAUGGUGCCAUUUGAUGAGGGUGCGUUAGAUACCGUCUCGGAUGAACCUCAGGAUGAUCUAGAUGUUGCUACCGUAGGUGAUGUUGACGAUGAUCAUGGGCUGUACGACGGAGAGGAGAUUCAACAAGAGGCUAUACACACCGAGGACGACGAGGACAUGGUAGACGACGAUGAUAUCGGAGAUAUGCAAGAUUCAGCAGAAGAGAACUCUGAAACAGAAGAAACGCCACAGGUUUAUGUUCCAGAUCCCAAUGGCCUUAACGAUGGCUUCUUCUCAAUCGACGAUUUCAACAAGCAUUCUCAAUUCCUGGAGCAACAGGAUGCAAUGGGAGAGGAGGAUAACCCUAGCGAUGAAGACGAGAUUGAUUGGGACGCCGAUCCUCUCGCAGCGCCUCUGCAUUCCACAUCAGGAAAGAAGGAGCUCAAAGCAGACAACGCUACCGAAGGCGAAGAUGGCGAAGGUCCUACAUUCGGCGAUGCAGAUCUGGACGGUAUAUCGGAAGAGGAACACGGAGAAGAAGACAACCUCGAUCUGGCUGACGGUAUGCCUGGGCUCGAAAACACCAAUGACAUCAAAUACGCAGACUUCUUCGAGCCACCAGCCCAAAAGCCUUCCAAAUCAAAGCGCAUGCGUGCCCUUCCCAAGACCCAGCCUCCACCUCGUCCGGCCGCAGACGGAGAAACUCCAGAAGUCAUCGCCAAUGACAUUCAGCGCGCCAUCUCCGACGUACGUCGUGAUCUCCUCGACUCCGAAGACGAAGCCUCCUCAACCGACCAAGACGACGAUGACGAGCAACCAAUCAAACCUUCCACCAAAAACCUUUCGACCCAUGAAAAACAACGCGCCAAAAUCCUAUCCGAGAUCCGCCGCCUCGAAGCCGCCGCUAUAUCCAAACGCGACUGGACCCUCAGCGGCGAAGCGCGCGCCGCCGACCGGCCCCUCAACUCCCUCAUCGAAGAAGACCUCGAAUUCGAACGAGCAGGGAAACCUGUGCCGGUCAUCACGGCUGAAGUGUCAGAGGAAAUUGAAGCGUUAAUCAAGCAACGGAUCGUUGCUCGCGAGUUCGACGAGGUUGUGCGGCGAAGACCAGAGGCUCUUGGUGCGUCUGGCUCUGCAAGGAGAGGGAGGGUGGAGGUUGAUGACACGAGACCGAGUCAGGGGCUGGCGGAUGUGUAUGAGGCCGAGCAUUUGAAAGCUACGGAUCCCGGGUAUGUGGAUAAGCGGUCCGCGACACUCAAGAAGCAGCAUGCUGAGAUUGCGAGGUUGUGGAAGGAUGUCUCGGCGAAACUUGAUGCCGAGCAUUUGAAAGCUACGGAUCCCGGGUAUGUGGAUAAGCGGUCCGCGACACUCAAGAAGCAGCAUGCUGAGAUUGCGAGGUUGUGGAAGGAUGUCUCGGCGAAACUUGAUGUGUUGAGCAAUUUACAUUUCAAGCCGAAGCGGGCGGAGAUUAGUGUGCAGGUGGUAGGGGAUAAGCCGACCAUCAGUAUGGAGGAUGCUAGGCCUGGCGCUGCGGAUGAUGGUGGAGUGGAAAGUCGGUUGGCCCCACAGGAGAUUUAUACGCCUGGCGAGGAGGGGAAGGCGAGGGGUGAGGUCAUGGGCAAGAGUGGCAUGGCGAGGAGUAAGGAGGAGAUGACUAAAGAGGAGAAGUUGCGGAGACGAAGGAGGGAGAAGGAGAGGGCGAAGAAGAAGAAGAAGGGAAGUGAAGCUGUGAAAUCGCAACAGGAGCCGAAGAGAAGAGGUAGAAAUGCUGAGAAAGCUCAAGAAAAGAAAACCAUCCUGGACGAGCUUCGGAAGGGCGGUGUCAAGGUUAUCGGCAAGAAAGGCGAUGUCGAAGAGAUUGAUGGCAAGAAGAGGAAGGGGCAUAGUGAGGUGGAAUCACGUAGCACAGAGUACAAGCUGUGA